AUGGAAGAUUCAACACAAGGAAAUGACAAGGUUCAGGGAAGAGGUAUCGAAAAAUAUGAGAAAUGGACGUGGAAAGAAAGCAAUGAGCUUUUAGAACUCAUGGUUGAUGCUGCCACGCGUGGUUGGCAUGAUAGUAAUGGUGUGUUAAGCAAAAUAACUUCUCAUCCCGAAGAUAAAAGUUAUCGAACAGACACUUUUCCAGACUAUGAAGAUUUGAGAAUUGCAGUUGGAAGUGGGACAGCUAUUGGAACACACUCAAUUGCAUUACGGGAUGAUACUGAUGCAAGAACAUGUUAUACUAAAGAAAGAAGAGUUAGUGACGGUUUAAUAGACGACUUCAUGUAUGAUCCUGAUACAGAAGCAUUUAUAGUAACCGAUAAACAAGAUCCUAUAAGUUCAGAGGUUUUCCAAUCAAUUCGAAAACGAAGUAGAACAGAAUUUGAAGCAAAAUCUACUUCAUUUGAGCCUAAAAGUACUCAAUUGGACAUCAUAGACAAACUUGCUAGUACAGUUGACAAGAUCACCCAAGCAAUUGAAUCAAUUGACACUAGAGAGCCUAAUUGUUGGAACAUUAUCAAGGAGAUCCCAAACUUGGAUGAUAAUGAUCGUUUCAAGUUCCUUGAUUUGCUUAAUACAAAAGCAAAAAACAUACAUGAAGAUCAUGAAAAACAGGUGGAUGAGAUAGAAGAAGAUGACUAUAAGGAAGCAUUAUAUGAAACCAUUCGGUACUUAUGGAUGACAAUUCAAGCAAUUCUCUACGAUUAUAUUGGAGCCAUUGAUGGUACCCAUAUUCCAGCAAUGAUAACUGGACGUGAUACAAGCAGUUAUAGAAAUCAUCAUGGAACAAUUUCUCAAAAUAUUUUGGUCGCUUGUAACUUUGAUUUGGAAUUUACAUAUGUGAUUAGUGGGUGGGAGGAAUAA
Olea europaea var. sylvestris is the source of this 921-nucleotide messenger RNA. RefSeq lists its product as uncharacterized. The transcript has 4 exons. NCBI's taxonomy places the organism in Eukaryota, Viridiplantae, Streptophyta, Magnoliopsida, Lamiales, Oleaceae. Bases 1 to 921 code for a protein of 306 amino acids. The record is from RefSeq and is a predicted model, not a curated record.